CUAUACAAACAUUAUUGGACGUCAAGAAAGCAGUUGAAAAAGCCGAUCACGAGUUGAAAGCAAAAAAAUUAUUACUUCAAAAGAUAAAACAAAAUGGGUUAGGAAAUGCAUCUAAAGUAUCAAGCUUUGGUGGUGAUGUCGGUGGGAAACAACCGGAUGCUGCAGUUAGUGUAACUGGUGAUGGUGGCAGUGUUGAUGAGAGUAUUGUUGUUCCGACUAAAAGAGAACGGAUAACUUUAACUACUGCACCACGAGAUACUAAGCGUGCUAGGAAGUAA
This is a messenger RNA of Scutellospora calospora, 278 nucleotides long. The record is from the annotation of a GenBank genome assembly. NCBI's taxonomy places the organism in Eukaryota, Fungi, Glomeromycota, Glomeromycetes, Diversisporales, Gigasporaceae.